AUGAACUUUGUUAAUGCUAUCGCCAUUGCGGCAAUAUUGACUUCAAUCCUGACAUCAGGCGGGAGCUGCCAAGAAUCCUGUUCAAGGAAUGCCAGUCUUAUGAAGAGUAUUCAGUACCAGUUGAAACUUAUGGGAGAUAAUGAUGGAACGUGUGACUGUAAUCAGAGUCCUUCUACCCCGAGUUCAGGAAAGGUUGGUUUUCUGGUAUCUAAUUCAGGAACUUUGCAGAAAAUUGGUGAUGGUUCUAUCGUUGUGUACGACACUGUUACUAGCAACCUCGGAGGAGGGUAUGAUAAAUCAACUGGUAUGUUCACUGCCCCCGGAGAAGGACUCUACUACUUUACAUGGACAGUUCUUACUCCUCCUGGCAAAUCUUUCUACACACAAUUAUUACUGAAUGACACAGUUGUAGCAAGAAAUCAUGCUGGAGCUAUAGGGAUAUCUACACACAUGCCAUCUAGUCAUAGUGCUGUUGGUUUUCUGGUAUCUAAUUCAGGAACUUUGCAGAAAAUUGGUGAUGGUUCUAUCGUUGUGUACAACACUGUUACUAGCAACCUCGGAGGAGGGUAUGAUAAAUCAACUGGUAUGUUCACUGCCUCCCUCAAUGAUAUGCUUAGGAAGAUGUUAUCUAAAUUUAAAAUGUUAAAUGAACAGAAAAUACUCUCCCUACCACCACAAAGUCUUUUUAUAUACUGUAUGAAUUUUUAA
This is a messenger RNA of Mytilus trossulus (common blue mussel), 708 nucleotides long. RefSeq lists its product as uncharacterized. Lineage: Eukaryota; Metazoa; Mollusca; Bivalvia; Mytilida; Mytilidae. Bases 1 to 708 code for a protein of 235 amino acids. The record is from RefSeq and is a predicted model, not a curated record. Gene Ontology annotation, molecular function: protein binding. The transcript has 3 exons.